AUAUCGUCGCUCACAACUCAUAUACAUGAUUCCAAAAUUCCAGAAUCCACAUGAUAUUGAUAUAAAUAUAGAAUGUUCACGAAAUUGCAGUCAAAAGUGUGUGAUAGUUUGUUUAGUCUAGACAGAAUUUUCGGCAGGACCAUGGGAUCAUUGUUUUAUGAUCAUCUUUCGAAUUUGAUUGGAAAAACUUCAGGAAGCGGAUCUCAGGAGGCGACAGGUAGUGAGAAAGCAGCAGUUGGUGGCCGUGUUGACAGUUUCGAUAAACAAAUGAUGGAGAGAGAUCGUAUUGGUGUGUGGGGAAACAGCGACAAUGUUAUCCCCGGAUCCGCUUCCGGGUUGGACAGGAUCCGGCAUCCUGGACUGAAUAAGGGCCUUGCUUUCACAUUCGAGGAACGCCAAACACUUGGUAUACAUGGCCUUUUACCACCCAGAGUUAAGACACAAGAAGAACAACUACAACACUGUAAGAUGUGUUUGGAGAGACUUGACGAUGACCUAAAUAAGUAUUUAUAUCUCAUGGGACUAUUGGAUCGCAAUGAAAAACUGUUCUACAGUCUCGUUCGUAAAUACACGAGUGAGAUUAUGCCCCUAGUAUAUACACCAGUAGUAGGAUUAGCGUGCCAAAAUUUUGGACUAGUUUACAGAAGACCUAGAGGACUUUUCAUAACAAUCUAUGACAGGGAACAUGUAUAUGAUGUGUUGAAAAAUUGGCCGGAAACGGACGUGCGCGUCAUCGUGGUGACCGACGGCGAGCGCAUCCUCGGCCUGGGCGACCAGGGCGCCUGCGGCAUGGGCAUCCCCAUCGGCAAGCUGGCGCUGUACACCGCUCUGGCCGGCAUCAAGCCGCACCAGUGCCUGCCCGUCACCAUCGACGUGGGCACCAACAACGAGAGCCACCUGAACGACCCGCUCUACAUCGGGCUCAGGCAGGAGCGGGUGCGAGGGAGCAAGUACGACGAGCUGAUCGAAGAGUUCAUGCGGGCGGUGGUGCGCCGGUACGGCCAGAACACGCUGAUCCAGUUCGAGGACUUCGGGAACGCGAACGCUUUCAGGUUAUUAGAGAAAUAUCGCAAUAGUUAUUGUACUUUCAAUGACGAUAUUCAAGGAACUGCAAGUGUUGCUGUUGCUGGAGUAUUGGCUUCCCUGAGAAUUACAAAAUUGAAGCUAUCCGAUAAUGUAAUUGUAUUCCAGGGAGCAGGAGAAGCUAAUCUAGGAAUCGCCCAGCUCUGCACCAUGGCGAUGGUGGCCGAGGGCACCUCCGAAGCGGACGCCCGCAAAAAGAUCUGGAUGGUCGACUCCAAGGGCCUCAUCGUGAAGGACCGGCCCGAGGGCGGCAUCAGCGGCCACAAGCAGCACUACGCGCACGCGCACUCGCCCGUCAAGUCACUCGCGGACGUGGUGAAGACCCUCAAGCCGACCAUCCUGAUCGGGGCGGCCGCCGUAGGGGGCGCUUUCACCACGGAGAUCCUGCAAGAGAUGGCCAGGAACAACAAGAGGCCGGUCAUAUUCGCGCUGAGCAACCCCACCACCAAGGCGGAGUGCACCGCCGAAGAGGCCUACAGGGCGACGAAUGGUACAGCCAUAUUUGCCAGUGGCAGUCCAUUUGACCCUGUUACACUGAAUGGAAAAACAUUUCAUCCUGGACAAGGAAAUAAUUCUUAUAUUUUCCCAGGAGUUGGAUUAGCUGCCGUAUGUGCUGGAAUUAGAAACAUUGGAGAAGAUCACUUUUUGAUUGCAGCAGAGGCGUUGUGUAAUUUGGUAACAGAAGAAGAUUUGGAGAAAGGAAGUAUAUACCCUCCGCUUUCUGAUAUUUUGAAUUGUUCAGUUGAAAUAGCAGUCAAGAUUGUUGACUAUUCCUACAAAAAAGGUAAUACAACUGUUUUACCAAAACCUGAAGACACAAAAACAUUCGUCAAGGCGCAAAUGUACAACACACAAUAUCAACCAGCAAUUCCAGCAACGUACCCAAUUCCAAACCAAUAGCUGAAUGAUGCUUGUUCUUGAAGAAUCAAAAUCUGAAAAUUUGAAUGCAAAGUCUUAUUGGCUAUAUUAUACUAUAGGUGAUAUAAUAAAAUGUGGGAGAGCAAUUUAAAACUUUUGUAAGUUUCGUGAAUAUUUUACUUAUUUAUUAAUAUUUGAUAGUUUAUAACAUUAUAUAUUUUAUUUGGUUAGAAUAAAAUUGACAG
This is a messenger RNA of Phaedon cochleariae (mustard beetle), 2186 nucleotides long. The record is from the annotation of a GenBank genome assembly. NCBI's taxonomy places the organism in Eukaryota, Metazoa, Arthropoda, Insecta, Coleoptera, Chrysomelidae.